Messenger RNA from Trematomus bernacchii (emerald rockcod), 1606 nucleotides. It is a transcript of the gene rnf11b, whose product is annotated as ring finger protein 11b. The transcript is spliced from 3 exons. The record is from RefSeq and is a predicted model, not a curated record. Bases 377 to 817 code for a protein of 146 amino acids. NCBI's taxonomy places the organism in Eukaryota, Metazoa, Chordata, Actinopteri, Perciformes, Nototheniidae.
UUCUUCAGCAGCUACUCUGCACUCGGGAAAGUCCCUGACAGCCAGCAGGGAGCUUUCCUCACAGAGAAAAACCGAGAGAUAAAUGAAGAAUUUGAAGAACUUUUCGCUGCCUCUUGCAGAUUUAAAAUCCUGUAAGGGUUGUUUUUAGCUUUUAAAAUAACCGAGUGCUAGCUCAUUUUGCAUGCUAGCUCCUCUUUGUGUGGCUAGUAGCUAGCUGAGGGAUGUGUUGUCGUUGUUGUUGUUGUCUGGGAGAGGAGACCCGUCAGCUGUGCAUGGAGAACCGCCUUCUAAUCUGCUGCUGACAUUAUCUGGGAGAAGUACCCGCUGUGUAACCCUGGUAAACACCGAGAGAGAGGAGAGUUUUUGUUGGAAGGAGAUGGGAAACUGUCUGAAAUCUCCCACCUCGGAUGAUAUUUCUCUGCUCCAUGAAUCCAGCUACGGAGACCCCGACCAGGAGCCACCGCCCCCCUAUGAGGAGCAGAUCCAUGUGCCGGUCUAUCACCCGACGCCCAGCCGGGCCCGACUGGCCACUCAGCUGACGGAGGAGGAGCAGAUCCGCAUCGCUCAGAGAAUCGGUCUCAUCCAGCACCUCCCGAAGGGGGUGUACGACCCGGGGAGGGACGGCUCUGAGAAGAAGAUCAGAGAGUGUGUGAUCUGUAUGAUGGACUUCGAGUACGGAGACCCCAUCCGGUUCCUACCCUGCAUGCACAUCUACCACAUGGACUGUAUAGACGACUGGCUGAUGAGGUCCUUCACCUGCCCCUCCUGCAUGGAGCCUGUGGACGCCGCGCUGCUCUCCUCCUAUGAGACCAACUGACACACACACACACACACACACACACACACACACACACACACACACACACACACACACACACACACACACACACACACACACACACACACACACACACACAUCUAUAUUCCCACAGGCACACCACAAGGUUUUCACACAUACACUAUGCACACAGUUUACAUCUUGCAAACCUGUAUCCUGGAUUAUUUAGGUGCUGAUAUAAAAAGUGACAUUGUAAAAAGUUUCCGCUGAACUGUGCGAGUGUGUGUUUGUGUGUGUGCCGCACAAGUCCCCCAGUUGACCUGCUGGACAGGAUCGAAGGUGUUUUUUGUGUUAAGAACAAUGAGGAAGCAACGUGAAGGUGAAAACCCGGAAGUGAAAAUAUGGGUUUCCCAGUGUAAAAGGAAGUAAAGAAGCAUGGAUCAUGAUUUUCUGAUAUUAUUUGAGUAAGGAUUACUUUUAUAUGCCGGAAACAAACACGUUGACCAGUCACACACUUCCUUUAUUAACUUUUCAUCAUGGAUGUUACCAGAAAAAAGGAAGAAGGACAUCCGUGUUUGUUUUACUGCUAAAGCGUGAGUAAUGAUUAAUGACACACCUUCAAGAUCUGCUCGACGUGUCUGAAAACUGACACCACUUGAUGCAAAAACUCCUACAGAUGUUGGAUUAACAGAAAAGACUGCAAGAGCUGGACUUCAGACUAAAGACUGCAACAUAAUAUAUAACCAGCAGACACACCACAGGCCUCCUUGGUAUUGCUGUUUGCCUGCACACAUCUAUUAAAAACACGAUAUUGGUGGUGGAUUGAUA